This is a messenger RNA of Podarcis lilfordi (Lilford's wall lizard), 3062 nucleotides long. Lineage: Eukaryota; Metazoa; Chordata; Lepidosauria; Squamata; Lacertidae. The record is from the annotation of a GenBank genome assembly.
AUGGGCUGGAGAGGAGAACAGUGUGACAAGCGUAAGUUCCCAUUAAGCCCUCUUUUGCUCUGUGACAUCCCAAAUCCCACUGAUCUGAAGUUGUCCAUAGUUUUCCAAUAAAUGAAGGCUGGAGAGCCUAGUCAAACCAUGCUCAUUUGGGCUAUUCUCUCCCCCCCCCCCCGCCCACAGUGUUUUCUUGGCUUGUGCAUGGGUCACUCAACUUGUUUAUCCUGAGCAGAAGCUGCUGGAUAACACUGCAGACAACAAUAGGGGUUGAACAAUGGCAUGUGCAGGGGAUAAUUCUAGGGAAUAGCAAGAGGGCCAUUUGGAGCCGUAGGGAGAGGGUGGGUCACAGUACUUAGAAGUACAGUGCUACCUCAGGUUGAGUACUUAAUUCGUUCCGGAGGUCCGUACUUAACCUGAAACUGUUCUUAACCUGAAGCACCACUUUAGCUAAUGGGGCCUCCUGCUGCCGCUGCGCCGUCAGAGCACGAUUUCUGUUCUCAUUCUGAAGCAAAGUUCUUAACCCAAGGUACUGUUUCUGGGUUAGCGGAGUCUGUAACCUGAAGCGUAUGUAACCUGAAGCGUAUGUAACCUGAGGUACCACUGUAUAUUCAGACUUCUAGCAGAGAUGGCUUUGCUUUUGUUUUCUCCAGCUUGCCUGCCUGGCUACUAUGGCAGCAAUUGCACUGAGCGCUGCAAAUGCCCUCCAGGUGUCCCUUGCAACCACAUGAGCGGGGAGUGUGGCUGCCCUCCAGGUUUUGUGGGCAGUGGCUGCGAAAGAAGUAAGUCCCCUAAUGUGUGUGUGUGUGUGUGUGUGUGUGUGUGUGUGUGUGUGUUUUGUCAUGAAGGAAUAAGGUUAUUCAUUCAUUCGUUCAUUCAUUUGUUCAUCACCGGAAUCUGUAUAACUGCUUAAUUGUAUAAAGCUCUCUAGUCAGUUAACAUAAAAUAAAACUUACAUUACAACUCUGGAGAGAAGUCAGAGUUAAAAACAAGCUGACAUGAGAAGAGGUUAUAAAUAUGCAUCAAGAAAGUGAAAUCUUAAAAAGUUUUAGGUAUCUGGGUAGACUUGCCUAGACAAACAAGCUUUUAGCAGGCACUGAAAACAAUACAGUAAAGGCACCUGCCUCGUGUCAAUGGGCAGGGAGUUCCACAGUGAAAGAAGUGAAGAAUGAACAGUAUGUGGAGCGAGGUGGUUCAUUUAAUUAAAAUCUAUACCUCAAAUGUAUACCUUAUUUAUAAAUUUUGAGGAACUUCUGGCAUAAAGCAGCUUACAAUAAAAACCAACCCCUACCUGACAAUAAGAUAUGCAAAUACAAAAUACAGCACAAGAAAACAAUGAACCGGCAUGGAAAGUGGAGUACAGAAAUAGAGUAUCUAGCAUAAUGAUAUAACUGUAGAGUUGGAAGGGACCACGAGAGCCAUCUAGUCCCACCCCCUGCAAUGCAGGAAUCUUUUGCGCAAUGUGGGGCUCGAACCCUGAGAUGAAGAGUCUCAUGUUCUACCAAGUGAGUUAUUACAACGCAUAAAACAGUCGGAAGGCACACCAACAAGAAUCUCAGAGUGGCUAAUUUGAAAAGGCUUGGGAGAGAGCUGCAAAGGAGAAAGAGGGUAGCCCAUAAACCAGGCUUCCUCAAACUCGGUCCUCCAGAUGUUUUGAGACUACAAUUCCCAUCAUCCCUGACCACUGGUCCUGCUAGCUAGGGAUCAUGGGAGUUGUAGGCCAAAAACAUCUGGAGGGCAGAGUUUGAGGAAGCCUGCCAUAAACCCAGGACACAGAGCAGGAACCUAUGGAUUCCCAUUACGUUCAAACUGGACCUUACUGAGAUUUUGACUCAUUGAACCCAAAGGGUGCUUCGCAUGUGCAGUUCUUGCUUUGAAGGUCUAUAGUGUUUUGUACACAUGAUUUCCUCCAGUGCCCUAGCAGGUGCAGAAAUGGAGCAUUGACUUCUCCCACCCCACUUGAGGCCGGUUCAUACAUGCCCAUUCAUCAUUUGCCGACUGAUCCUUGAAGUGAUGUCUCUCAUAUGUGAAUGGGCAUCACAGAUAGCACUUUCACAUCACUUCAAAAAUGCUAUGCAAUUAGUUUCAAUGUUAACUUUAACCAAUUCAUGUUAAUGGAUUGGUUUAACAUCAAUUGGUUUAACCGCCUGGGAUAACUCAGCUGGUAGAACAUGAGACUCUUAAUCUCAGGGUUGCGGGUUCAAGCCCUACAUUGGGCAAAAAGAUUCCUGUAUUGCAGGGGUUGGACUAGAUGACUGUCGUGUCCCUUCCAACUCUACAAUUCUAUCGUUCUAUGUGAGUUGUCAUGUGACAUGAUCAAGUGUCCUUGCAUGUGUGAACCAGCCCCUAAGUAACUUGGAUGCUUUCCCAUGACAUGUCACUGGAAACACACAAUUUAAACAUACACUUGUAUUUGUGGUGGAGAAUAGCUCACAUAGCAUGAACCGCAGACUUUUAGCAUGAGCUCCCCGCCAGGGCAGAGAGAGAGAACCAGGAAAGAAACAGCACAAGCAUUUGACGCUGACUUGAAGCUUUAAGGCAUCUGUGGGCGAGAGAGUCACCACGCAUAUUUGGGAGACUCUCCUGAGUUUUAUUAUUUUAGUUGAUUUUCCUUGACAUCAACCUAUGACUUUCUCUAAGUGACAAGAAAAUUGCAACUGGCCCAUGACAGUUGGGCACAAAUUGACUGAGCAAAACAAAAUCAAACCACAAAGUAAUCCCCAAGCAAACGUAAUAAACCCAAAGUCCCAGAGGGCAGCAUUCUUCUGCAGGCAGCGGUCUUAUUGAAUAAAUUCUACCCGGCUCUUUGUUUGAGCACUGUGUUUACCAAGACAAAUGUAAUUCAUCGGUUUACAUUUCCUCUUCCCUCAGCUUGUCUGCCAGGCACAUAUGGGGAGAACUGUAACCAAGUAUGUCAGUGCUCUGGAAAGAAUGAAGAGUGCCAUCAUGUCACCGGCAAGUGUGGCUGCCUGCCAGGUUACUACGGAAUCCACUGUGACCUUCGUAAGUGUCACUCUCGCUUCAUCAACAUUCGCCUUUGCUUGAUUGUUAGGAUCAGAUUUGAAUAG